Molecule: messenger RNA, 4032 nt
Organism: Puntigrus tetrazona (Sumatra barb)
Lineage: Eukaryota; Metazoa; Chordata; Actinopteri; Cypriniformes; Cyprinidae
Gene: ihhb
Product: Indian hedgehog signaling molecule b
Exons: 3
Coding region: 819-2066 (415 amino acids)
Biological process (GO): regulation of gene expression; cell fate specification; smoothened signaling pathway
Molecular function (GO): calcium ion binding; patched binding
Source: RefSeq, a predicted model, not a curated record
AACAACCUAUUAACUAUGAACUUUUUGAGUUAGAAAAAGUUGUGAGUUAGUCACUCAUUAAAGAUUCAUUAUCUGUGCGUGUUAUACUCUACGUCUGCUGACGUACCGUUGAGUAAGUAGAGCAUUGCUGCUGAGGUUCAAAGGACUGGACACAUCAGGGUCCGAGAGUCCAGACGUGUGAUGCACGAGCCUCUUGUUUGUCUCGCGUCUUGGCAGCCGCCGUGUGCUGUACAGGGGGAGAGCUGCAGGGCUGAUAAAGCGCGUCUGCCCGGAGGGGUGGAGAGGAGGGCAGACACAGACAGAGGGCAGGACUGGCAGGGUGCGGCUGCUUCAGUAGCAUCUGAGCUCGGGUCGCUUCCAUUUCCAUCUCAACUGAGAGCAGCGCGCCACAGCGCAGUAGUCAAACAGCCGAGCCGGGAGCCAGAAACCGCUGCGGGACGCGCGCUCUGACCGCGGCUCUGCGCAACCAGGACCCGCCUGCAGGCGACUCUAAACGCGCUUGCCAAGAUAAACGGAACUUCUCUAUUUAUUCCCCCUGUCUCCGCUUGGACUGAGAGAAAGCGAGUUUUACAGACCUGAGAGGAGGACCGACGAGCUGGCACCAGCCUCGCCGCCUGAGGAACCCUACGUUUGCCGGGGUGUCUUUCCGUGCGUAAAAGGAUGGUGAGCGCCAGGUGUCCUAAUAGACUGGUCCUCCUCCCCCUCCGGUGAUCUUGCGCGGGGACUGAAGCUGAGAUUGGGGGAGGAGGCUCGCUUUACCAUCAUCUUCACUAUCUUUGACACUCCAUCUUCUGGAGUGCCCGCUGGCACCGGUUGGCAUGAGACUCUCCACAGCGGCGGCGCUCCUCACCGGCUUCAUCUUGGCUUUCUCGCCGGCGUACGACAGCUGCGGACCGGGCAGAGGUUACGGCAAGAGACGGACUCCAAGGAAACUCACGCCUCUCGCCUAUAAGCAGUUCAGUCCGAACGUUGCCGAAAAAACCCUGGGAGCCAGUGGAAGGUAUGAGGGGAAGAUAAGCCGCAACUCCGAGCGUUUUAAAGAGCUCACGCCCAACUACAACCCAGACAUCAUCUUCAAGGAUGAGGAGAGCACAGGUGCGGACCGCAUGAUGACGCAGCGCUGUAAGGAUAAACUGAACUCUCUGGCCAUCUCGGUGAUGAACCUGUGGCCCGGCGUGCGUCUGCGUGUGACGGAGGGCUGGGAUGAAGACGGCCAUCACUCUGAAGAGUCCCUGCAUUAUGAGGGCAGGGCGGUCGACAUCACUACCUCGGACCGCGACCGGAACAAAUACGCCAUGCUGGCCCGUCUGGCAGUGGAGGCCGGCUUCGACUGGGUCUACUACGAAUCCAAAGGCCACAUACACUGCAGUGUCAAAUCAGAGCACUCAGUAGCAGCUAAGACAGGCGGCUGUUUUCCUGGAGGUGCUCUGGUGAUGAUGGAGGACGGCACUUGUAGAUCAAUCCGAGACCUACGAGCAGGAGACCUUGUUCUGGCCUCGAUGGGAAGUGACGGGACUGGAGAGCUCGUGUACAGCAAAGUCCUCACCUUCCUGGACCGUAGCCCCAUUACCCAGAAGCACUUUCAUGUGAUCAGCACCGAGGAUGGGGCUAGUGUCUCCUUAACGGCAGCUCAUUUACUGUUUGUCUGGGUCGGGAACUGCUCCAGCGGGGGCCAGCCAAAGCCUGGACCCCCCCGGAUGAUAUUUGCCAGUGAUGCCCAGCCAGGGCAGUGUUUGCUGAUCGUCGAUGAGGGAGAUCUCAGGAAGCGUGUUUCACGGAUCUCUCGAGUGGAGGUGCGGGAGGACCGGGGGGCUUACGCCCCACUGACUGCCCAUGGGACUUUGGUGGUGAAUGGAGUGAUGACCUCGUGCUACGCUGCGGUGAACGAACCACGGCUAGCUCACUGGGCAUUUGCACCUCUACGCCUGUUGUAUAGCUGGACCGGACCGGAUCGGAUCCUUAAGAACGGCUUACACUGGUACUCUCAGGUCCUACUUAGCGUGGGAACACUACUGCUAGACUCAGAACUCUUCCACCCCUGGGCCUUAGAAGAUCAUGAAAGAUGAUAGAUUGAAAACGAACUCAGAAAUGAGUGAGUGGUGGAACGAUGGAAACGAUUGAACGCUCAGGGUUUAUCACUUAAAGGGAUAGAUCACACGAAAAUAAAGAUUCAGUCGUUUUUUUUUCACAUCUUCAUGUUGUUCCAAACCUGCAAGACCUUGUUCAUCUUGGAACACAAAUUAGGAUUUUUUUGAUUAGAUCCAUGCGCUUUCUGACCCUGCAUAGACAGCGAUGCAGCUAUCACAUUUAAGGCCCAGAAAGGUAGUAAGGACAUCAUUAAAAUAGUGCUUCAGUUGUUCAACUGUAAUGUUAUUUGUUAAUUUUCGAUGACUGACAUGAAAGACAAGAAAUCAUUAUCUUUGUUUUCUUUGUGCACCAAAAGUAUUUUCGCAGCUUUAUUAAAUUAAACUGGAACCACUGAUGUCACAUGGACUAUUUUAACAAUGUCAUGACUACCUUUCUGGGCCUUAAAUGUGUCAGUUGUGUUGCUGUCUAUGCAGUGUCAGAAAGUUCAUAGAUUUCAUCAAUAAUAUUUUCAUUUGUGUUCCGAAGAUGAACAAAGGUCUUAUGGGUUUGGAAAACAUGAGGAGAUUUAUUAAUGGCAGAAUUUAAAUUUUUGGGCAAACUAUGCCUUUAAGAGGAUAGUGCUAAGAUAGGCGUAAUGUACCAAAAGCAGACUUUUUAAUGACUAAAGGCAAAGAGUGUCAUUUCUGUGCAUCAAAUAACGCCAUGCAAAAAAAUGAUUUUUAAUGCCCAGAUAAUUCCAACCCCACACUCACGUCAUGGACUCUUUUUCAAAUUUCCAGGGUUCUCAGAAGGGGAAAAAAAACUUCUAUGAAGUGCUGCAAGGAUGACCUGUUUUUGUAGACCGAAAUUAGGAGACAAAUAUUUAUCACUUAAAGUUCCAUCUUCUAGAAUUAUUUUCAAAUGGUCCGUUGGUUAAAUGUCUGAAAAUAGGUCUGUAGUUAACACAAGAUCAAGAUAUUUUCACAUUAUGACAUCAAAUAUAUCAACAAUGCUUGUCUUUUGCAUGUCUGAAAAGGCAGAUGCUGCCAAGGAAAGUCUAAAAGGAAAUGCAGAGGUUGUUGAGGAUAUUACACAUCAUCACGCCAAACAGGAAAACUCAUCUACUCACAAGCCCACCUUCCUCCAUGUGUUUCAGGAGACACGCUUGAUCAUGCAAGAGUCACGGUAUUGUCUGUUUAAAGCAAUAGGCUAAUGAACCAAAUGUGCAAGAAUUAUAAAUAUUUGUUGGUCACAGAGUUUAUUUUCUUCCUUAAUCCAAAAGUCAGUGGAAAAAUACGACUGGCUUUUUGUUGAGGGAACCAGCGUGAUGCGAACUUUAAGGUCGUCCUACGAAACUGUCAUCACUGCAGCGCUCUGCACACUUGCAAGGAUAAUAACCGGGGAAAAGCAUCUUCACCGUCUGUGAAAAGGGUCAAAUGGAGCAGUGCCAGUGUUUACACUUUUUCGGGAGAAUAAUCAUACUUAUAGCCGUAUAAGCUAAAAUGAAAAAAACGUAUUUCACAUUGAAAAAAUUUCACACAUCACCUUUAACUGUAAAAAGAAGAGAUUACAAACUGACCUCUUGUCUUGCUUCUUAUAGAAAUUGUGAGAGACCAAACAUUUUUUAUUUGUUCGCUAUAAUCCAGUGUCUUUCCUCAUUAGAUUGUCAUUAGUCUUAAGACAGUCUGCUAAACUAUUUUAAAAAUGUUAUUUCAAAUAAAGUACUUUGUAAUAUCGUUAAGGUAAUAUAAGGUAUUCGGGUAAAGUAUUUAAAAUCUAUUUUUGAAAUUAAACUUUAUACAAAUUAUUUAUUUUGUCUCGUAUUUGCUCUUUGCUGGCUAUGACAGUUUCUUUUCUUCAUUAUUUUUGUUAUCUGUGUGAUGUGUUGUCUGUGUCAAGGGUCCUCAGCCUUUUUUUUUUGACUCCAAAUACCCCAUUUGUGUUUUAAUAAAAACUGGUUUAGAA